UUCAGGCUGAUAUUUGCAUCAAAUUCAGUUAUUUAGCUUCUGCAUUAUUGCAAUUGUUCUUCCUAGUCAACUUCGUUCGAUCUCCAAGUUCAUACAUUUUUGCUUUCUGCCGAUAAAAUUCCAGAUUGGUCUUAGAUUGCCGCAGUCACCGACACAAUGGCAGAUGAACAGCCACGCCAUAAGUACCCUCGAAUGCCGCCACAAGAGGCAAUAACCUUGUUUUGGUCCAGAUUCCUUUCGCAGACACCAUCCACAGCACACUGCAUUUUCCCUCCUACCCUAUAUGCCGACCUACUACCGCCCGAGACAUCGCCAUAUGGGGCAUCGUCCAGUCGAAAUGCCGUGGAGAGCUAUGAAGAAGCAGCCGCAGCAUGCAGAGCGCGCGUGAGAAGCAUAGUCCGAGAAUGCGAACGCACCAACGAGAAGUUCACCGAUGCCGAGUUUGACAUCGAGGACGACUUUGCUGAGGCGCGCCACAACUACCUUUAUGGUCUGCUUCAUAACCCUGAAUUCAAUGGCGGGAAAGCCGAAACUGAAGAGACGAAGGUCGCCUCCACUUCCUUGGAGAGGGGCCUGUCCUCUCGACUGGGAACUGGAAUCCUUGGGUCCAAUCCUACUCUUGGGCCUCGAGACGUAAAGGCGUCGCGAAAGGGCCUCGUCCGAGAAUCGGACUCUCUAGACAAACCAGAGAGCGUCCACAGGAUCGAUUACAUAUUUGAGAAACCGCAGUUCAAGCGCGGAGAAUUCUCCAAUAUGGAUGUCCAACAAGGCCGCCUGGGUGACUGUUGGUGGCUUGCUGCAGUCGCCACUCUCUGUGUCAACGGACUCAUCGACAAGGUUUUCAUUGAGCACGACGAGGAAUGCGGUGUUUACGGCUUUGUAUUUUACAAAGACGGCGAGUGGAUCUGGACAGUGGUGGAUGACAAUCUUUACCUCAGCCACGCCGACUAUUCGUCAAAUGAUUACGAUGCCGGUGGGAAGCUAGAGAAGCGGUACAAGAACUGGCUCCAGACUGGCUCGGAGGCAUUGAAAUUUGCCAAAUCUGUGGAUGAGAAUGUUACAUGGCUUCCGUUGCUAGAGAAAGCUUAUGCGAAGGUCCAUGGAGACUACGAGGCAAUCGAUGGUGGAUGUUGUGGCGAAGGCGUUGAAGACCUGACUGGGGGUGUUACUACCUUCAUUUUCACCAGCAAAAUUCUUCGAAAAGAGCGACUCUGGAAGGAAAUGCUCAAUCCGAACAAGGAGUUCGUCUUCACCGUGUCGUCCUCGAGUCCAACCCCGGAACAGGACCAUUCAAGAGGAAUACCAACCUGCCACGGUUAUUCCAUCCUACGCGCAACGGAAGAAACGUCCGACGAUGGCGAAGUGUUCCGUCUCGUCAAAGUCCGCAACCCGUGGGGCCAUCGAAGCCAUGACGGGAGCGGCGAGUGGGAUGGCGCAUGGAGCGAUGGUUCCAAAGAAUGGAACUUGCACUGGAUGCAAAAGCUCGAGCAUGAGUUUAAAGACGACGGGAUUUUCUGGAUUUCGUACGAAGACCUUUUGAAGCGAUUCAGAGCGAUCGAGCGCACCCGCAUCUUCGGAAAGGAGUGGCACGUCACGCAGAAGUGGACAUCAGUCAGCGUGUCGUGGAUGACCGGAUUCCUCAAAACAAAGUACGAAAUCACGAUCGAGGAAGCUGGGCCGGUGGUAAUCGUCCUUUCACGACCCGAUUCCCGAUACUACAAAUCACUGGGGGGUCAAUACAAGUUCGGACUUCAAUUCAUCCUCAAAAACGUUGACAGUCAAGAGCAGUUGGUCCAUGUACGCACGGUAGACGACGAAUUCCGAUCUGUGAGUGUUGAGCUUCAACUCGAGCCAGGUACCUACGAAGUCAUCCCUUGCAUCGCUGCUGCAAAGGUAUCUGAUUAUAUGGCUGUUGAAGACGUGGUCAGGAAGUAUGCGGGGAAAAAUCCAUCCAAAUUGAGGCAGCUAGGGAUCAAUCACGACGUAGCUUACGCAAAGGGCCUGAACCAAGCGCAGGUCUCGGAGGCUUUGGGUCUCAGAGCUGAAGAGGCGACAUUGACGAAAGAAGGCGCAACGACUGACAAUACCAAGGAAAAACCGGUCCGCAAAGUGAACCUCGAAAAUUCGAUGACGGCCGACAUUGCCCGAAGGCCCAAAGUCACAGUUGACGAGAAAGAGACUAAUUCUGCCUCCGAGAAACAUGGCAGUGCAAGCUCAGCGAGCCGAAAGAAUGGCACGAAAUCGGGCGAUUCAGAGGCGAAAGUCAAAGCCGGAUGCACUGAUUCUCGUUCGCAUUCGUUCCCCACUCAAAAGGGCAGCUCAACCCGAAUAUCUUCCAUGGAAGUCUCAAAGGGCCCUACAGUUGCUAAGAAAUUCGUAAAGACGAUGGAAAGACAGAGUGGAGCUAAUGAUCAAGGCGACAAAGCGGAUCCUACAGUAAAUGAGGAUGCAGAGGAACCGGUUGGUGACGCAGAGGAACCAGCUAGUGAUGCAGAGAAACCGGCUGGCGAUGCAGAGAAACCGGCUGGUGAUGAUGAGUUUGAGGAGCCAUGGAAUGCAGUCUGUGUGAUCGGAUUGAGAGUCCAUACUAAGAACUCGGAGAGCACGGUGAAGGUUAUUGCUCACAAAGGCAGUGGUGACGUUGCA
Messenger RNA from Eremomyces bilateralis CBS 781.70, 2646 nucleotides. Its product is annotated as cysteine proteinase. Gene Ontology annotation, biological process: proteolysis. Gene Ontology annotation, cellular component: cytoplasm. NCBI's taxonomy places the organism in Eukaryota, Fungi, Ascomycota, Dothideomycetes, Eremomycetales, Eremomycetaceae. The record is from RefSeq and is a predicted model, not a curated record. The annotation marks the transcript as partial. The transcript has a single exon. Gene Ontology annotation, molecular function: calcium-dependent cysteine-type endopeptidase activity.